UUGAGAGACAUGAAAUUUCAAGAUAACCAACAUUUCAGCCACCACCAUAUUUUAAAAUCACUUGUUCUUAAUGAAGGUGACGAACUUCAAUGCCAAGCCUGUGAGCAGCCUAUUUUCGAGCCAUUUCAUGGCUGCAUCUCUUGCAAUUUCUACCUCCAUGAGAAUUGUCUCAACGCGCCUCGUUCUCUGGUACACCCUUCUCAUCCUUCUCACCCUUUAACUCUUCUUCCAACACCAACUUAUUCUAGCCGAUCUUUUACCUGUAAUGCCUGUGGAUCUGAAGGAAAAUCAUGUAGCCUAAGUUGUGCUCAUUGUGACUUUGAUUUGCACUUGAAAUGUGCUCUUUUGCCUCAAACUGUCUUAUUUGACCAACACCAUCAUGAACUUAAACUUACAUUUGGUUCCCCUUUUGAUGAUGAGGAUGAAAACACCAUUUUUGUUUGUGAUCUCUGUCAUGGAAAGACGGAUCAUAAUUACUGGUUGUAUUAUUGUGCUGGUUGUGAUUUUGGAACACAUAUUGAAUGUUAUGUCAACAAACCGAAAGAAAAUCCUGUAAUCAAGAAAGCAAUCAUUGAACCAGUCAUUAGUACACCAACAAGAAGUCCAAUAAAAAAAACAGAGAAAAAAUCAACCAAGAAUCCUAUAAAAAGCCCCAAAAUGAAGCCACUAUCUCCGGACGAGAAACCAAAAGAAAAUGAAGGAGAAGAAAAGGCAGUGAUCAUGAAAUCAAAGGAAGAACCAGUCAAGAAAGCAAUCAAUGAACCAGUCAUUGCUGCACCACCUAAAAUUGCAGUAAGGAAAACAAAGAAAAUAUCAGCCAAGAGUCCUAGAGAAAAUCCCAACAUGAGGCCAGUAGCUGAAUCAUUGGACGAGGAACCAGCAGAAACUUCAGCAGAUAAACCAAAAGAACAUGAAGAAGGAGAAGAAAAUGCAGUGAUCAUGAAACCAAAGGAAGAACCAAUCAAGAAAGCAGUCAAUAUUGAUCCGGUCAUUAGUGCACCAAUAAAAGGUUCAUCAGUUAGGACAACAAAGAAAAAAUCAGCCAAGAAUCCUAGAGAAAAUCCCAAAAUGAAGCCAGUAUCUGAAUCACCACCAGACGAGAAUUCAUCAGUCGAAACGGAAGAAAAUGAAGAAGGUGAAGGAGAAGGAGAAGAAGAGGAGUCAGAAUUAUCAUAUUAUGAAGCUCAGCGCAGAUUGAAAGAACAACAUAUGAAACACAUGCUCAUGAUGCAAGCUCUGGACAAUGCUGCAAGCUACGUUGGGCCAUCACGCGGUUAUAAUUACUAUUAUUGACCUUUCAUUCAACUUCAUCACAGUGACGAAGAUGAAAGUUCAGUAAUCUUGCACAUUCAGGAUUUGCCACAGAGUAAUAUGUUGAGUUCCAGAUGCUAUGAUCUGUUGGAACACAUUGAUUUGAUUGAAGUAUUUCUAGAUUUCCCUGCGUUUCAAUAUUGGUAUUACAUGUUUUUUUGAAGUACUAAUUUCUAUA
This is a messenger RNA of Nicotiana tabacum (common tobacco), 1489 nucleotides long. RefSeq lists its product as uncharacterized. Lineage: Eukaryota; Viridiplantae; Streptophyta; Magnoliopsida; Solanales; Solanaceae. The record is from RefSeq and is a predicted model, not a curated record.